AUGUUCCUUGCCGAUACGUUGUCCAGAGCGAGCAUUCCCGGUGAUGGGAAAAGUGGUCCAGAGUUCGAGACUAUCAACAUGAUGAAGUACCUGCCAAUUUCCGACGAACGAUUAAAGGAAAUACAACGAGAAACAAAAAGCGACGAGUCCCUCCAAGUCUUGACGACGGUGAUUCGGCAAGGGUGGCCAGAGCAAAAAGAAGAUCUGCCAAAUGUUGUGACACCCUACUUCAACAUCCGAGACGAGAUGUCGAUCCAAGAUGGUCUGGUAUUUAGAGGAGAAAAAGUGGUUAUCCCGCAAGCAAUGAGAAGCAAGAUGCUGGGAAAAGUCCACAACUCCCACCUGGAAGUAAAUGGUUGCUUUAAUCGAGCUCGAGAGUGCCUUUACUGGCCCGGUAUGUCCAACGAUAUCAAGAACCAUGUGUCAACCUGCGAAGCCUGUCGUGAGUAUGAGAGAAGUCAGCCAAAGGAAACUUUAUUUAGUCAUGAAGUGCCAAGUCGACCCUGGAAACGUGUAGGAAUAGACUUAUUUGAACUAGAGAGAAAACACUAUCUAGUUACCGCUGACUAUUUUAGUGAUUUCUUUGAGCUGGAUCACUUAAAGAAUAUUUCCUCAGUACACGUCAUUAGGAAAAUCAAGAGUCAUUUCGCGAGACACGGCAUACCCGAGCAGGUGAUAACGGACAAUGGCCCGGAGUUCGUGGCACACGAUUUCCAGAUAUUUACUAAGGAAUGGGACUUCGAGCACAUCACCUGUAGUCCAUACCACAGUCAAGCAAAUGGUAAAGCCGAAAGCGCUGUACGUAAAAGAAGCUAA
Messenger RNA from Paramuricea clavata, 816 nucleotides. NCBI's taxonomy places the organism in Eukaryota, Metazoa, Cnidaria, Anthozoa, Malacalcyonacea, Plexauridae. The record is from the annotation of a GenBank genome assembly.